AUGAGUAACGACCCUGAAAGGUUUGAUUCCAUGCUUCUAGCAAUGGCACAACAACAUGAAGGUGGUGUUAAAGAUUUACUAGCCACUAUUGUAAGCUUCUUAGCAAGAAAGACUGAUUUCUUUACUGGAGGAAAAGAAGGAGAGUGGGAAAAGGUUAUUAAAGACACAUUUUAUGCACAUGCAAAAAAAGCAUGGGAAGAAGCUGAUAAAGUAAAGAAAGAGAAAGACGAAGCUGAGAAAAGGCUAAGAGAUAUUCAACAAAAAAAAGAGCAAGAACGUCUGGCUAAAGACUUUGAACCUGCCACUGUCAAAGAACUUACAGAUGAAGAGGCUGCUAAAAUGCAAGACGAUAUAGAUAAAGAUAAACAACAAAAGAGUGAAGAAGGAAGUGGUGAUGCAAAUGGUGAUGCCGAGAUGGCCGAAGAAGAUGAUGACCCCAAAGAGAAAGGAAAAUUGAAACCAAAUUCUGGUAAUGGCUGCGAUUUAGAAAAUUAUAGAUGGACUCAAACUUUGGAAGAGGUGGAGUUACGAGUUCCUCUACGCCAAGUGCUCCGCCCACGAGAUCUGACUGUGAUAAUAAACAAGCGGCAUCUCAAAGUUGGUAUCAAAGGGCAACCACUUAUCAUUGACGGGGAGCUAGACGCAGACGUCAAAGUCGAGGAAUCCACUUGGGUGCUACAAGAUGGACGGAAUUUGCUCGUCAAUCUGGAAAAGGUAAACAAAAUGAACUGGUGGAGCAAACUUGUCACCACAGACCCCGAAAUAUCUACAAGAAAAAUUAAUCCAGAGCCUUCGAAGUUAUCGGACCUAGAUGGAGAGACCAGAGGCUUAGUUGAGAAGAUGAUGUAUGAUCAAAGGCAGAAAGAAAUGGGCUUACCCACUAGUGAAGAACAAAAGAAACAAGAUGUACUUAAGAAAUUUAUGGAACAGCAUCCGGAAAUGGAUUUCUCGAAAUGUAAAUUUAAU
Messenger RNA from Brenthis ino (lesser marbled fritillary), 966 nucleotides. NCBI's taxonomy places the organism in Eukaryota, Metazoa, Arthropoda, Insecta, Lepidoptera, Nymphalidae. The record is from the annotation of a GenBank genome assembly.